AACUUCUGCUAAUUGUACACUUUUAUAAAGUUUCCAAUCUAAAUCACAGAUAAAGCAUUUACUUUGAUUUUUUUUACCAGAUACAUUACUUCAGUCCUUUGAUGUUGAAUUACAGUGACACCAUGAAAGGAAUGUUCAUCAGCAACACAAGCAAAGAAUAUUAUUUUAAUUCCCCAAUGUAUUGUUUGGUCGUGAAAAGCCCUCAAACUGGCUCUGUUAUUGAGUUUCAUAUUUCAAAUUAGCUCAUGGUUAAGCAUAUUACAUAAAAAAACACCAGAUGUUAAUUGGCAACCUUAAGUUCCCAAGGGAUAGGCCCAUUUAAAGUUGUAUAUAUAGCACCAGUCAAACAUAAGCAAAAUCAAACAAAGGCACAAAUCACAAAAAAUAUUUUUAUUGUUGUUGUUGGGUCCAUUUUGUCAUUGAAAUAACCAUCUAUAUUGUGACAAAUAUACAUGGUGGACGUCAAACUUUAGAGCUCAAUAACAUGCCACUUUAUUAUGGCUUAGUGGUGAGAACAUGACACUGUGGAACUUUUGUUCACAACAAUUUAAGAAUGCAGAAAAAUGGGCUCCAGCUGGGGCACUUCUCUCAUGCUGGAAAAAGGGCUGGUGCUCGAGCAUCACUAAGGAGUCCAUCUGUGCACGUCCUUAAUCGUGGCCUGUGAAGUUUCUAUUCGACUCUUGCAGCAACACCGCAGUCGUCUCCUCCUAUUCCACCCUGCCUGCACUCUCUUCUUUAAAAUGGGUUGAAUCCACAAAGGAAAUAUUGUUUGAUGUAGUCUGGCGGUAUUUAUUUAUUUAGCGUCAUGCAAAACUAAGUCCUUUAUUAUUAUUAUCAUUAUUAUUAUUAUUGUUAUUAUUAUUAUUAUUAUUAGUAGUAGUAGUAGUGGUAGUAGUAGUAUAUUAGUAGUAGGAGGAGGAGGAGGAGUGGUAGUGUUAUAUUAGUAGCAGUAGUAGUUUUGUUCAUUCAUGCAUCAUGUACCAAAGCACGGCAUUCAGUCCUUCUCAUAUCAACGCUGUAUGACAGCCAUGAUUAUUAGGAUUAUUACAAGGUUCGAGAGAGUGGCCGGAGCUAUUUUGUACCUGCCGGGGUUCCGUAGAGGAGGAGAUGCUGAGGCGCCCCGGUGUCCGUGUUGAAGUGUUGGCACUCGGUGUUUCCGGGAGGUCGGCUACGACGGCGACGCGACGAAUGGCCAACACCGCCAACCCCGGCGAUUUUGGGAGCAAACAAACGGCGGACUAUGGUCGGACAGCCACGAACGGAGCGCGUGUGAUGUAGCUUCACAAAGCUGCGCACGAGCACUGAGGACGGCGACUGAUGCUAACCGCUACUAGCUUGAGUCGCAUCCACUUUCUCAGUAAUAUCAAGAAAAAUACUUCGUUACGGCAGUAGAUGUUUUAUCUUACAUUGAUGAAGGCAAUGGUUAUGUUCAUAAACGGAUGUUUAGUGCCAAGCAAUUCGACUAUUAGCGCUAAUGCUAAUCUAAAUAACGGAGCUAAUUAAAUGUUUUUUUUCCUCCCGGAAAGCUAUAAAGCUUGGAUAAGACCCGAAAAGAGGACUGAUAAAUGUUUAUAUAAUCUUCGAGACCCUUGCUGUAGUGGCUGAACCCCGUGUGGUUAAAGGUGGGGGCGGUGAAAGACGUGCAAAUGUCAUUAUUGAGACGCCAGUGCGUGUAGUUUCUGUACCCUCGCAGUAGUUGCUCCCGAGCUAGAGAUGCGCCUCUCGUCAUUCUUGGCCCUGUUCAGGCCUGCCUUGCCCCUGAUCCUGGGGCUGUCUCUGGGCUGCAGUCUCAGCCUGCUCAUGGUGUCCUGGACUCAGGGAGCCUCGGAGGACUCCUGCAGGGAUGAGAUGGGGAAGGGGAACAUGUACAUGGGAAGAGGGGACGCGCAGAGGGACCACAGGGACGGAGCCUCGCAGGAAGACUUCCAGCCGCGAAUAAUCCCCUACCACAAAGACCCCAACAAGCCGCAUAAGAAAGUCCUCAGGACUCGCUACAUCCACACAGAGCUGGGCAUCAGAGAGCGCCUCCUGGUGGGCGUCCUAACUUCGAGGGCCACCCUCAACACGCUGGCCGUUGCAGUCAACCGGACCGUCGCGCACCACUUCCACCGCACCUUCUUCUUCACGGGCCUGCGCAGCCCCAAGGUGCCUCACGGCAUGACUGUGGUUGCCCAUGGCGACGACCGGCCCGUCUGGCUGAUGUACGAGACGGUGCGUCACCUGCACCAGCACUACGGCUCCGACUACGACUGGUUCCUGCUGGCGCAGGACGACACGUACAUGCAGGCUGAGCGGCUGUCAGAACUGGUGGGGCACCUGAGCGCGGGCCAGGACUUGUACAUGGGCCGAGCGGAGGAGUUCAUCGGCGGGGAGGAGAAGGCGCGCUACUGUCAUGGCGGCUAUGGCUACCUGCUGUCUCGUAGCCUUCUGGCUCGCCUGCAGCCGCAUCUGGACUCGUGUCGCAACGACAUCCUCAGUGUGAGGCCCGACGAGUGGCUGGGCCGCUGCAUCAUUGACUUCCUGGGCCUCAGCUGUGUGGAGGUCCAUCAGGAGGUGACGUAUCGCUAUUUUGAGCUGGGGAAGAACGCAGAUCCAGAGCGAGAAGACAGCGCGCAGUUUAAAAACGCCUUCACCGUGCAUCCGGUGUCGGAACCAAAUCUGAUGUAUCGCCUGCACAAGUGCUUCAGCCAGAUCGAGCUGGAUUGGACUUAUCUGCAGAUCCAGCAGCUGCAGAUGCAGAUCAACAACCUGAGCGACUUGACCCCUGAAGGUAAAGCUGGUGUCACGUGGCCGAUCGGAAUUAACCCUCCUUUUAAACCCAAAACCCGAUUCGAGGUCAUCAACUGGGAGUACUUCACUGAAGAGCAUAUUUACACGUGCGUCGACAGCGCGCCCAAGUGUGAGAUGCGUGGCGCCGACCGUGCCGACAUCAGCACCGUCUUGGAGAUCGCGGUGGAGCGUCUCAACGAGCGCUACCAGCCUCAGCUCCGCUUCCGAAAACGGCGCCUGCUGAAUGGAUACCGGCGUUUCGACCCCACGCGGGGAAUGGAGUACGUGUUAGACCUGGCAUUAGAGGCCUACACGCAGAAAGGCCACAGCCAGGUCAUUGCCAAACGCGUCCAUCUUCUUCGACCUCUGAGCGCGGUCGAGAUCAUCCCGAUGCCUUAUGUCACCGAGGCCACGCGCGUGCAAGUGAUUCUGCCGGUCACGGCGCAGGACCAGGACUUUGUGGGGAAUUUCCUGGACAUGUACGUGAUGGACACUUUGGACACUCACGACAACGUUUUACUGACCUUCUUGUUCAUCUACGACCCUUUUGAUGCUCAACGAGUGAGUCAGACGGAUGUAUUCGCCGGCGUCAAGGCCAUGAUCGGCGAGGUGGAGAAGCGCUACGGAGACGUGAAGAUCCCAUGGAUCAGUGUCAAGACGGAGGUUCCGUCGCAGGUGAAGCUGAUGGACAUCAUCUCGAAGAAGCACCCGGUGGAUACGCUCUUCUUCCUGGCCAGCGUGUGGACAGAGGUCAACGCUGACUUCCUGAACCGCUGCCGAAUGAACGCCAUCACCAACUGGCAGGUCUUCUUCCCCAUCCACUUCCAGGAGUACAAUCCGGCCGUCAUCUAUCGGGACCAGCAGCCCUCGGCCGCCUCGGCCUCCUUCACGUCCGAGUCGCUACGAGACGGCCACUUCGAUCGCCGCGUCUUUGACGAAGCGUGUUUCUACAACGCUGACUACAUGACGGCCAGGACCAAGAUGGCUGCGGACAUCCUGGACAACGAGGAGAUGCUGGAGAGCAUGGACGUGUAUGACAUAUUUGUGCGCUACUCUGGUUUACACGUGUUCAGGGCGGUGGAGCCGGCGCUGAUCCAGAAGUACGUGCGACGAACAUGCAACCCGCGCUUCAGCGAAGACAUCUACCACCGCUGCGUCCUCAGCAACCUGGAGGGGCUGGGCUCGCGCUCGCAUCUGGCCAUGGCGCUGUUCGAACAGGAGCAGGCUAACAGCACCUAGAGAGCGCACUCUCACUUCACUCUGCUCCUGACAUUUUAGCUUUUUUAAGAGAAGCAGAAGAGGUCUUUUAAAGAGCAGCUGUUGACUCAUGACUGUGUGCCUUCCCUCUGACUCAAUUUUGGACGACAUGAACGCUGAGUUGUAUCUGAGGGGGAAGAACGUACAGGACGCCAAAACAAUAUUUAUACGACACACAUCUAACGGAAAUGCAUUUUUUUAUUAUUUGUCUUUUUUUUGCUUUUUUUAAAGAAGAGAUUUGAGCCAUGUUGUCUUGUGAAGACAUUCAAGAAUCGACUGGAAAUAAGUCAAAGCCAUCAACUGCCUUUUUAAUUUUGUUUUAUACAUUAAAGUGUGUCACUCCUCAGGGUUUUGGCUCUUAUCUGGAUUAACACCAUCAGUCUCAGCUCUCACUGCACUGGGUCACAUCUAUGGGGAAAGAUGAGUAUCAGCGCCUCACAUUUUGACGGUAUGGACCUCCUCAAAAAGACUUGUCAUGGCCUGGUACACAAACUGGGUUGUCUUGUGGGUGACCACGAAGUUUCCUGUUCAGGUCGAGGGGCAUAACAUGACAAACGGACAGAUUUUCGCGGCAUUCUGAUGUGACAAUGAUUGAAAAAAAAUGGAAGAGUGAAGUCGUAUGCCUGUGUCACAAGCAAUGAAUGAUGAACGGACUUGUGAAGGUCAAAAGUCAUCUCUACUUCUUUACACGUCACUGUAGUAGUACACAAUCAUGAACAACAGUGUGUCAUCCCCAUCAUUAUAACCAGAAGCAGUCAGUCAUUUGGAUGGAUAUAUCACUACCAGAAUUUCCUCAGUGGGAAUAAUACUGUAAUUCAGCUUGUUCAGGAGUGUAGGGACGACCUUUGAACUUGCUAGUCUGGUGUGUGCAUACUUGAUGUCACUGACAUCCCUGCUUCAUUUUUCAAUGAAUUGUUUUCAUACACAUUUUUACAUGUAGUGUGAUCACACAAAAACUGAGCUGAGAGAUAUGUGUGUGUGUGUGUGGCGCCACCAUCUGAUGACAUCAGUAAACCAUUUCAGUUUUGGUGUUUAGUGAGUAAAUCACACUUCAAAUAAACAUUGAAACGUUUACCACACGCUGCCAACAAAAAUAGGGACCUUGUGAAUGAACCUGGUCUGGAGAAUAUGUUGCUUGUUGAUGACAUAAGUGUCCUGUUCCUCAGAUAUUUCAAUUUAUCUAACACAUUGGGUGAAUGCGAUGGCGAUCCUGACCCUCAUGUCCACUUGUCUUCAGGCUCAGACUGAACCAAAAUGGCUCAAUUUUUUUUUAAACACUGUGUGUUUGUCCUCGAAGGAAAGUUUUUUUCACUGACAUUAUGAAAUAUAAAAGGUGACAGACCAGGUGAAUUCUCGAAAGAGAAGAUAAAGUAUCCCUGAGAGUUUCAUAGUAGAGGGUGAGGGUACAAACGUAUCCCUCUUUGGAAAGCGGAGUCAUAGCGCGAGGUUGUUUUAAAGCCUGCAGUUCUGCUCGUGAUCUCAUGUUGUCAGCAGCAGUUAAAACACCCCACCUCUGCUGGGGCCUCCCUCGGGGGAACCUGUCAGGAGGGUCGGACUCACUCCGCCUUGUUGUCUGUGAGCUCAAUGGUUCUCUCAGCACUGUCCCGUCCUU
Synchiropus splendidus (mandarinfish) is the source of this 5638-nucleotide messenger RNA. RefSeq names its product chondroitin polymerizing factor 2 (gene chpf2). Gene Ontology annotation, cellular component: Golgi cisterna membrane. Bases 1714 to 4008 code for a protein of 764 amino acids. Gene Ontology annotation, molecular function: glucuronosyl-N-acetylgalactosaminyl-proteoglycan 4-beta-N-acetylgalactosaminyltransferase activity. The record is from RefSeq and is a predicted model, not a curated record. NCBI's taxonomy places the organism in Eukaryota, Metazoa, Chordata, Actinopteri, Syngnathiformes, Callionymidae. The transcript has 4 exons.